AUGACUGCUCCUCUUGUGGAUAAUGAAGGAUUUCCACGCUCAGAUAUUGAUGUGUAUCAAGUUCGAACCGUGCGUCAAAAAGUUAUAUGCCUAAGAAAUGACUUGAAGAAUUUAACCAAUCAGAUUGAAAGUGUUCUACAUAACCUUCAUGCACAGCAGAGAGAGGGUGCUGGAAUCGAUGAAAACAGCAAGACAUCUUUCUUGAAUGAAUAUGAUGAGCACACAGUCCCUUUUGCCAAAAUAGGAGCAGUAACUGAAGGAUCCCCAGCAGACAAAGCAGGGCUUAAAGCCGACGAUCUCAUCCUUGGAUUCGGAUCAUUACGAGCCAGUAACUUUAUCAGUUUGAAAGAUUUAGCACAAAUUGUUCAGCACAGACUGGAAUGUGAAAUCCCUCUUUGCAUUCGGCGAUUGGAGGUACUCAUGCAAAUCACCCUUAUUCCUAAACCUUGGAACGGUAAAGGUUUUCUUGGAUGCGUGGUAUUGCCUUUUGAUACCGUAGACCGUUAA
Messenger RNA from Daphnia pulicaria, 507 nucleotides. RefSeq names its product 26S proteasome non-ATPase regulatory subunit 9-like. Bases 1 to 507 code for a protein of 168 amino acids. Gene Ontology annotation, molecular function: protein binding. Gene Ontology annotation, biological process: proteasome regulatory particle assembly. Lineage: Eukaryota; Metazoa; Arthropoda; Branchiopoda; Diplostraca; Daphniidae. The transcript is spliced from 3 exons. Gene Ontology annotation, cellular component: cytoplasm; nucleus. The record is from RefSeq and is a predicted model, not a curated record.